AUGGAGAAAGUGAAAUGGGUCAACAAGACGACCAUCACAGAAUUCAUUCUUCUGGGAUUUGGAAACCUUCAAAAGCUGCAGAUGCCUCUCUUUCUGUUGUUUCUUCUUGUCUACAUUGUGACUGUAGCUGGGAACAUCACCAUAGUUUCCUUAGUUGCAACCAACAGACAACUUCAAACUCCCAUGUACUUCUUCUUGGGAAACUUGUCCUGCCUAGAGAUCUGUUACAGCUCAACUAUCCUGCCGAGGAUGCUGACAAGUGUCUUUGGUAGAGACAAUGCAGUGACAUUCAAUGGAUGCCUUAUACAACUCUAUUGCUUUGGCUUUUUGGCAACUGUGGAAUGUUAUCUUUUGGCUGUGAUGGCAUAUGAUCGAUACCUAGCCAUAUGCAAACCAUUGCACUAUGUAAUUAUUAUGAAUGCAAGAGUAACCAUUCAAUUGGCAGCAAGCUCUUGGUUAUGCCCCAUUAUUGUUCUGGCUGUAGUUAUACUGUUAAUCUCAGAAUUGACAUUUUGUGGCCCCAAUGAAAUUGACCACUUUUUCUGUGAUCUCAAUCCAGUGAUUCAUCUCUCUUGCUCAGAUGUCAAACUGGUCACAUUGGCAAUCUUCAUAAUAGCUUGCAUAGAUACUUUCCCCCCAUUUCUACUUACGCUGACAUCUUAUGUAUUUAUCAUUACCACCAUCCUGAGGAUCCCAUCCACCAACGGUAAGCAAAAAGCAUUUUCAACAUGCUCCUCUCAUCUUACUGUAGUGACACUUUUCUAUGGGGCCCUAAUUAUGGCAUAUGUCUUACCCAAAACUGACAGCCUGAGGGAUCUAAAGAAAAUAAUCUCCAUUUUUUACACUGUGUUAACUCCCCUGGCCAAUCCUAUCAUAUACACCUUGAGAAACAAGGAGGUGAAAGAUUCCCUGAUAAAAGCCUUUGAAAGUGAACAGGUCUCCUAG
This is a messenger RNA of Elgaria multicarinata webbii, 945 nucleotides long. RefSeq names its product olfactory receptor 6F1-like. Gene Ontology annotation, cellular component: membrane. Gene Ontology annotation, molecular function: G protein-coupled receptor activity; olfactory receptor activity. Gene Ontology annotation, biological process: G protein-coupled receptor signaling pathway. The record is from RefSeq and is a predicted model, not a curated record. The transcript has a single exon. NCBI's taxonomy places the organism in Eukaryota, Metazoa, Chordata, Lepidosauria, Squamata, Anguidae. Bases 1 to 945 code for a protein of 314 amino acids.